AUGGAAUCUGGUGUCAUAAUACCCCACACCGUGGAAGGUGUUCUACUUGCCAAGGGGACCACGCCUACUUGGAUUUUACUGAUUGUAUUAGUCGGGCACGCCAUUUUAUUGUCCCAAUUAAUAAAACAUUUGUAUUUGCUUUUGCAGAUAUUGGCAAUGGAUAUUAACAAGGAAAAUUACGAAGAAAUUGGUUUACCCAUAAUCCAAAAAGCUGGUGUAGCUCACAAGAUUGAUUUUCGAGAGGGACCUGCUUUACCCGUUCUUGAUCUAUUAGUUGAAGACAAAAAUAACCAUGGCACGUAUGAUUUCAUUUUCGUGGAUGCUGACAAGGACAACUACAUCAACUACCACAAAAGGAUAAUAGAAUUAGUGAAAGUUGGUGGUGUGAUCGGGUACGACAACACCCUAUGGAAUGGUUCAGUGGUCGCUCCACCUGAUGCUACAUUGGGGAAAUAUGUUAGGUAUUAUAGUGACUUUGUAUUGGAACUUAACAAAGCUUUAGCGGCUGAUCCAAGGAUUGAGAUUUGUAUGCUUCCGGUUGGUGAUGGAAUUACCCUGUGCCGCCGUAGCAGUUGAUUAUUCUAUUUUUUUCCCUGUUUGUUUUGUGAAUUAUAAUAUGUGCAUGUCAUCAAUAUCUCUAUUACUAAAAAAAUAUUUGUAUUUCGAAUAUUGUAUUUCUGAAAUUGUAAGAAAUAUUAAGAUUUUAUUUUAUAUA
Solanum tuberosum (potato) is the source of this 715-nucleotide messenger RNA. RefSeq names its product caffeoyl-CoA O-methyltransferase 6-like. Lineage: Eukaryota; Viridiplantae; Streptophyta; Magnoliopsida; Solanales; Solanaceae. Bases 1 to 576 code for a protein of 191 amino acids. The record is from RefSeq and is a predicted model, not a curated record. The transcript is spliced from 3 exons. Gene Ontology annotation, molecular function: O-methyltransferase activity; S-adenosylmethionine-dependent methyltransferase activity.